AUGCAUCUGCAAUCCUUGUGCGAGCAAUUCUGGCAAGCCACUUCCUACAAUCACUUAUUUCUCUCUAUUUUCUUUUUCCUUCUGUUUUUGCUCAAGAGCAAAAGAUGUACCAAACUCAACUUACCUCCAUCUCCACCCAAGUUACCAAUAAUUGGCAAUCUUCACCAACUAGGCAAGUUUCGCCACCACUCUCUUCGAGACCUCUCCCAUAAGUAUGGCCCUUUAAUGAUGUUGCAAUUGGGCCAAAUUUCAACUCUUGUCAUUUCAUCAGCUGACAUGGCCAAGGAAAUAAUAAAAACCCAUGAUAUUGUAUUCUCAAACAGGCCCAGAACCACAGCUCCAAAUAUUUUCUUUUAUGGAUGCAAAGAUGUUUUGUUUUCUCCUUAUGGCGAUUAUUGGAGACAAGUCAAAAGGAUCAGUGUUCUAGAGAUUUUCACCCACAAAAGAGUGAAAUCAUUUCAGCUUGUUAGGGAGGAAGAAAUUGAACAUAUGAUUAAUAGAGUACGGAAUGCAUGUCUGAACGAAGAUUCUGUUAAUCUAAGUGAGAUGAUUUUUGGUAUUACAAACAAUAUAGUGUCUAGAUGUGUUUUGGGUCCAAGAGCUGUUGAAGAAAAUCAUACCAACAAGUUUGGAGCUUUAUUUAAGAGGUUUAUGGUUCAACUAGAAGCAUCUGCUUUUGGAGAUAUAUUUCUCUGCUUGGCAUGGAUGGAUGUUCUUACAGGUUUGAUUGGUCGUCUCAAAGCAACUUUUACAGAAUUAGAUGCUUUCCUUGAUCAAGUGAUUGAAGAGCAUCGGACGUCAAAUAGUUACGAUACCCAGUAUGAUAGACAAGACUUUGUUGAUAUUCUCCUUCAACUUCAAAAGGAUGGUGAUCAUCUUGAGAUAGAGCUCCUCAAAGACAAUCUUAAAGCAAUUCUUGUGGACAUGUUUGUGGGAGGAACUGAUACUACUGCAACAACCAUUGAAUGGGCGAUGGCUGAACUUAUAAAAAAUCCAAAUAUUAUGAAGAAAGCACAACAAGAGGUUAGAAGUGUAGUGGGAAAGAAAUCGAGGAUAGACGUGAAAGAUAUCAAUCAGAUGGACUACUUGAAAUGUAUCAUCAAAGAAACUAUGAGAUUACACCCACCGGCUCCUUUCCUCGUUCCUCGAGAAACUUCAGCUAGUGCCAAAUUAGGAGGUUAUGAUAUUCCUCCCAGAACAAGAGUGUUAAUCAAUGUAUGGGCGAUUCAAAAAGACCCCGGAAUAUGGGACAAGCCAGAAGAGUUUAUACCGGAGAGGUUUGAGAACAACCCGAUUGAUCGGAAAGGGCUACACUUCCAGCUCAUCCCAUUUGGUGCAGGAAGAAGAGGUUGCCCUGGAAUAUCUUUUGCGCUUGCUACAGCUGAAUAUAUGAUUGCCAACCUCUUAUAUUGGUUUGACUGGAAGAUUGCUGCUGGGCAGACGUUGGACAUGAGUGAGGUUUAUGGUAUAGUGGCUCAUAAGAAGUUUCCUCUGCGCCUUCUACCAAUUUCAUGCUGUCCUUGAUCUUUUUAGAAGUUCGAGGUUGAGCCAGCAGCAUUCCUGUUCCUGACUUUUGUAUUGUAGUAUUUGUGUUUCAUGG
Molecule: messenger RNA, 1600 nt
Organism: Pistacia vera
Lineage: Eukaryota; Viridiplantae; Streptophyta; Magnoliopsida; Sapindales; Anacardiaceae
Product: cytochrome P450 71A1-like
Exons: 2
Coding region: 1-1524 (507 amino acids)
Molecular function (GO): oxidoreductase activity, acting on paired donors, with incorporation or reduction of molecular oxygen; iron ion binding; heme binding
Source: RefSeq, a predicted model, not a curated record